GUUAAGGGCUUCCUCUGUUGAUCAUCGGCGUGUGUGUACGUUUUGUUUAUAAACCUCUCUUGUUGUUAAUAUACCUUUUAAUUCAUUAUUUGUUUCGUGCUGCUGAGAGCGGAGGAGAACAUGCCUUUCCUUCACGGGUUUCGACGCAUUAUUUAUGAGUAUCAGCCGCUGGUGGACGCUGUGAUGUGUGUCGUCGGACUGGAGGAGAGGGGUGCUGCUGCUCACGUGGACAGGGGCCAGAGCCCUGAUGAAGAAGCUGGUCUUCGUAAGUCGCUAGCAGAGCUUUUGGAGCGGGAGUCCCAGUCAGAAGUGUUCCAGGAAGGCAUCAGCUACGCCCUGUUCAAGGUGGCAGAACGAGGACUGGUGUACGCAGCUGAAACCCUCCUGCGCUAUGGAGCUGAUCUAAACUUUGAAGACCCCGUGUCUUACUACAAUCCGUUACAUAUCGCCGUUUUGAGGAACAGGCCGAGCAUGGUGAAGAUGCUUGUUGGCCACGGAGCCGACAUUGAAAAGCGAGACCGGAUCCAUGAGAGCAGUCCUCUGGAUCUUGCCGGUGAGGAAUCAGAACGGCUCCCCUGCCUGCUCACCCUGCUGGACCUGGGUGCUGAUGUGAAUGCAAGAGAUAAACAUGGAAAAACACCUUUACUCCACGCCUUGGCGAGCAGCGAUGGACUCACCGUGCACAACACAGAGAACAUCCAGCAUCUACUUGAGAGAGGUGCUGAUGUAAACGCUUCGACCGUAGACGGUGAAACAGUGAAGUCCUCGUUGGUGUUUCUGGUGAAGGAGGCUCUGGAUGCCAGUGUGGAGGACGCCGCUGAGAUUGGUAACUUCUGCUUGAAAGCCACGCGGCUGCUGUUGGCUCACGGCCUGGACCCCAGCUGCUGUAUGAAUGAGGAUGGCGAGCCCUCGCUGACACAGACCAGCCUGGAGCACUUUGACCUGUUCUUCCCUCUGGCUGUGCUCUUGAUCCAAAGCGGAGCUUCUCUGGUUUGCUCCUAUCACGGCGACUCGUGUUGGUCCGGUUACAGCCUCCUUUUGCAGCGGCUCCACACUUCCCUGCAGCAGUGCUCGGAUCAAAGUCAGGCCUCCGAGCUCCUGGCGCAAGCCGAGGUGUUACUCGACUUAGCAAUGGUUGACGUUCCCCUGCUGCAACUGUCUCCACAGCUGGAGCUCCCUGCACCUGGUCAGGACCCCCAUCCCUAUGCUCAGGCUCUGGUGGAUCUGCACAACCGCACUGUACAGCGAGACGCCAACCCUCCUGCUCUGCGAUGUCUCUGUAGGGCGUUCAUAAGGAGCCACCUUCAGCCUUGGCCCCUUGAAGACAGAGUGAAACUUUUACCAUUACCGGACAGAAUGAAAGACUUUCUUCUUCCUGAGAACUCGUAUACCCCAAAGCCUGGCUGGGAACACUUCAAGCCCAAACAAACCCAGCAGUGACCACGUCAGUUUUUGCUCCACCUAAAAUCUUUAUCUAAAAAACUGAAAAGGCCUGAAAUAAAUUGUGCAGAUGCCUGAGCAUUUGUCCUCAAAUGAACAUGAAAUGAGGAAGCCAUUGAGGCCUUUGUUAAAUUUGUUUCGUGUACAGUCUGUGCCAAAUGAACAAACGUUUGUAUGUUUACAGAUUGAACUGUGACGACUGCUGUACUUAGGACUGAAACGUGUGAAGAAAACUGCAAUACAAAAUGAAAUCCACCUGAUGGCAGUGUUGCUCCUGUGUAUCAAAAAGCUGCUCAGAUUGUCAGGGUCAAAGAUUUCCUUCUUCAUUCACAGUGCAGCCUGUUACUGCUGUUCCAGCACAGGAGACAACAUCUAUAUUUUAUCUCCUCAACAUGACGGCGCUGUACUGUUGAAGUUGUGUGUCUUCUCGCUUAUCAUGAAGGUGGACGAUUAAAACUGUUGUGUGUCUCAA
Labrus mixtus (cuckoo wrasse) is the source of this 1912-nucleotide messenger RNA. It is a transcript of the gene asb6, whose product is annotated as ankyrin repeat and SOCS box containing 6. The record is from RefSeq and is a predicted model, not a curated record. The transcript is spliced from 7 exons. Gene Ontology annotation, molecular function: protein binding. The coding region runs from base 121 to 1440 and encodes 439 amino acids. Lineage: Eukaryota; Metazoa; Chordata; Actinopteri; Labriformes; Labridae. Gene Ontology annotation, cellular component: BRCA1-BARD1 complex. Gene Ontology annotation, biological process: intracellular signal transduction; protein ubiquitination.